AGUGCCUGCCGGACAAAAAAAAAUAAGCACGCAGGCUCUCUUCAUUUUGGAGGAGAGGUGGUUGUGAGCAGCUUCAUAACUGUACACUGCAGGGCAUAGGUCCAGGUCAGUGGUAUUUUUUCAGCACCAAUCUUUCAAUCUGGCAUCCAUACACCUAUUUGAUCGAGGAGGACAAGAGUGAGCGACAAGACGACAAGAGUAAUGCUUACUAAACUGUUGCUAACUCUAACUGAAGUCAACAUCCAUCUCCCUGGGAUCCCGACUUUGUUUCGCACUUAUUUUCAAUCACUGUUUUUACUGCUUGACCUAUGUUAUGAAGGGAGUGCUUUUAAGGUUUUUGCCGUGCUAUUCUUCGUGGGCGCAGAGACCCCAUCCUCAGUGUCCCAAGUUUCCUCCCCUAAGGCCCUCGUUCUCGUAGUUCACUUUCGUCUAGGUGUCCUUGGCCUCUCUGAUGGUUACCCUAUGCUCUUUGAGUAUGACAGGAACUGAGGUUGGGCUCGGCGCUUACAAAUGGAUACGUUUACGCUAUGGCACCAGGUAUCGUAUAUCAGGUACAGGUACUAGGCCCCACAAAUGAACAGUGCGGCAGAAGGAAAAUAUAAAUCCAGGCACUGGUUUGUUUUUAGUAUGAUUUCCCAGCUAUAAUUGAAUGACGAACCUGUGUGUUUUGUUCAGCU
This is a messenger RNA of Gamsiella multidivaricata, 677 nucleotides long. RefSeq lists its product as uncharacterized. Lineage: Eukaryota; Fungi; Mortierellomycota; Mortierellomycetes; Mortierellales; Mortierellaceae. The transcript is spliced from 2 exons. Bases 202 to 489 code for a protein of 95 amino acids. The record is from RefSeq and is a predicted model, not a curated record.